AUGCGAAGGACACUUAGACAAUUAACAGUAGCUGUAGGAUCUAUUCUUCUCCAACUCCAGUUGCAAGUUGCUGAGAUUCAAUUUCAGUAUAAAUCAUUAGAGAACAAAGAAAUUAUUUCAAUCAAUCGUCUUAAACGUUUACAAAGCAACAUUAACGAUCUAAAACAUUUUAUUGAAUUUCAUAAGAUUAAGGCCAUGUGGGACGAAUUAGUAUUUACUGCUCAUAAGGAACUUGAGAAUCAUAAAAUCUCAUUUAUUACCCAUUUAGAUCAAUCCUGCCUACAGUGUCAUCCAGACUACGAAACUCAAUCAGGAAAAUUACCAUCUUUCGAUAAUUUUUGGUUUUUGUGGAUUGUAUCUAAAUAUAAUGCUAUAUCAUACACUAUCUUUACUGUAGCAUAUUUUAUAAGGGCCCAAGAAAGUGAGGCUAGCUUUUUGGAAAGAGAUCACUUAUUGAAAUAUUUGUUGAGAAAAAUUGUUACUACAAUUAAAUAUAGGGACAACAUACUAAAGGAAUCCUUUGAUAGCAUCGUUAAUAAAUUAUAUCAAAUUUGGGUAAAAACAAAACAGUUUCAAUUUGAUACCUCAGAAAAUAUGGAAAGAGAUCAAAAUGAUACUAUCAUAGCACCUUUUCAGGGAAGCAAUGAAAGUUCUCCAGGGAUGAUACUACCAGUAGCAAUGUAUAGACCGUUAUCAGGAACUAUCACACCUCAACCACUAUCUAAUAUACCAUUGUAUGAAACAUCUUUCUUUGACAAUGCAAAUGAACUAGAGAGAGGAGAAACCCCAAGUAGAAUACCUCGAAGAGUUACAUUUAAUACAAGAAAUGAUAGGAGAUCCCUAUCCCCUAUUAGGGUAGAAAAUGUUCAACAAUUAGUAGUCUCAACAUUAUCCAGUAAUCAAUCAUCAAGGCCAUCAAAUUUAAGGGUAACAUCAGUAGGAAAUACAAAUAGUGGAUUAUCAUUGGGAAAUUCCUACAAUUUUUCCCAAGCAACUCAAUAUAGUCGUAUGUUUAACCCCUUGAUACCACUUGAUCCUCUUCGAAAUAGUAACUCAUCUACAACCUCUAGUUUUACAACUGCAAAUUGGCAACCAGGAGGUAGUUCUCGAUUAACCAGCACAACAACUUCUCAGUCAGUACCUAGCAGUCAACCAUCAAAUAAUAUAAACACCUCUCAGCCAAUACUUACACCUCAACCAGCUAUAGUACCAGUAGGAGGAAACAAUGACAAUGCCUACCUCCAAGUCAUACAAGGGUUAGCAGGAUGGCUUCAAGGACAACAAACGAGAGAACAACGAUUGGAAGAUUUACCAACAUUUAGAGGAGGAAAUCAGGACCUAGUGGAGUGGUUUGAGGCUUUCGAAUGGGCUUGUAAAGCAAACCGCAUCAAUACCAUUCGAAUGGUUGAAAUAGUUCCCAGUUAUUUAACAGGAACAGCAUUGACAUGUUUCCAAUGA
Molecule: messenger RNA, 1458 nt
Organism: Funneliformis caledonium
Lineage: Eukaryota; Fungi; Glomeromycota; Glomeromycetes; Glomerales; Glomeraceae
Source: the annotation of a GenBank genome assembly